AUGUUUUUGUUAAAAAGACAAGCUUGGAAGCUGCCUUUUAAAGGAAUUCGAAGGGUGUCAUAUCGUAACGUACAUCAAAAGCCAUCCGAAAAUUCUACGCAUAAUACGAAUUCUUUGAAAUAUUAUGGUAUAGCAACGACAAUAUUGGGAGCCGGUGUGAUAACUUUAUUUUAUGGUUUUCGAAGAAAAGGUCAACAAACGUAUAAUUCCUCAUCGUUGAACGAUAAUGAAGAGGAUGGGGGAAGGAACAAUACAAUUAUUAGGUCACCUAGAGAGGCGACAGCAAAAUUACGAGAAAAUCAAAUCUCAUUCUUAUUACAAAGGAGUAAUGGAAUAUGGAGGUACGAUUCUAAUCAAUUGGGAUCAAAUUAUCCAGUUGAGGAUAUGAAAAGUGAAGAAUUUGUGUUUAAUUCACCAAAAAGAAGCAAGGUUGAAAGUACAGUGGGAGAUAGGUUAUUCUUUGGUGUAUUCGAUGGGCAUGGAGGGUGGACCACAUCCAAAUUGUUAAGUAAAAAAUUAAUACCAAAAGUAAAAGAGAAUUUGGAUAAAGCGAUUGAAGGAAUUGGAGAGUAUUCAAAUUUAAUAUCAGACAAUCAAGAAUUAAACAAGAAAGCGAUAGAAAGAGCAUUUGUCGAAUUAGAUGAAGAAGUUGUAAUUCAUUCUAUAAAUAAAUUAUUAAACACUAAAGGACUUUUUUCUAUCGAAGAAUGUUUAUUAUCAGCUUUGUCAGGUAGUUGCGCACUUUUGGCCUAUAUUGAUGCUGCUAAUAAAGAUUUAUACAUUGCGUGCACAGGAGAUUCAAGAGCCGUACUUGGUGUAAAGGAAACUGAUAACGAAAAGGGAGGGAAAAGAUGGAAAGCUGUCGCGUUAAGUGAAGAUCAAACUGGAAGAAAUGAAAAUGAAGUUAAAAGAAUUGAUAAGGAACAUCCGGGGGAAGAAGGUAAUAUUAUAUUAAAUGGUAGAGUAUUUGGAGGAUUAGAGCCAACGAGAGCUUUUGGUGAUUCAAAAUAUAAAUGGGAUAUGAAAAUGCAGGAUGGGAUUUUUACUAAAUUUUUUAAGAUCAAAAGAGGGUUAGCUGGUGGGAGUAGAAAUAAAACACCACCUUACGUUACGGCAAGACCAGAAGUAACGUGUCAUAAAUUAACGGAAAAUGAUAAAUUCUUGGUGUUAGCAACUGAUGGAUUAUGGGAUGAAUUAUCAAAUGAAGAAGUUGUGGAACUUGUCGGUGAAUUUUUGGAUGGAAGAAGGGAUAUUAUUGAUGAUAAAGAGAAUCCCCCUAUCUUGAAAGAAGACGAAUUAAAAUGGGAAAAUUAUAAGCAAGAAAAAGCGUUUACUUUUGUUGAUGAAAAUGCUUCCACACAUUUAAUUCGAAAUGCAUACGGAGGAGCAAAACAAGAUCAAGUUUGCGCUUUAUUAUCUCUUCCUUCUCCAAUUUCAAGAAGAUUUGUUGAUGACAUUACCGUGACCGUCGUGUUCUUCGGUCCAGAUAAUCAAUCGAAUAAAAAAGUUCAGGAAAGCUAA
This is a messenger RNA of Funneliformis mosseae, 1521 nucleotides long. Lineage: Eukaryota; Fungi; Glomeromycota; Glomeromycetes; Glomerales; Glomeraceae. The record is from the annotation of a GenBank genome assembly.